AUGCCCCCAAAGCUGUUAAGCACGACUAUCAGGGAAAUCUUCCUUCGUGAACUCAUUUCUAACGCAAACGACGCUCUCGAGAAGUUGAGAAUCACGUCUUUGAAGGACAAGUCGGUAUGGAACGGCUCCGACCUCAAUAUCACCAUCAAGGCAAUUCCAGAAGAAGAUGGCAAGGGCGGGCAGCUGAUUAUCACCGACACGGGUAUUGGAAUGUCUCCCGAGGAGUUGGCGACCAACCUGGGCACCCUGGCGAAAUCCGGUACUUCAGACUUCGUCAAGAAGGUCGAAGGCGACAACGCAGGUGGUGCAAACGGCAACCUUAUCGGUGCAUUCGGUCUCGGUUUUUAUAGCAGUUUCUUGGUUGCGGAUCGCGUCGAGGUCGCCUCCAUCCCACCCAAGGUGAAGGACGGUCAACCCGCACAAUACGUCUUCGCCUCUUCCGCCGAUGAAAGUUCGUUCGAAAUAUACCCCGACCCUCGAGGAAAUACCCUCGGCCGCGGAACUGAGAUCAGACUCUUCUUGAAGCCCGACUCCCUUGAAUACCUCGACACUCAGAAGCUCGCUCAGCUCAUUCACAAGCACUCCGCAUUCUCUUCCUCCUUCCCUCUUUACCUCUGGGAGACAAAGACUCGUGAAGUCGUCGACGAAGAAAAAAAGGCUGAAAUCGAGGCCAGCAAGAGUGCAGAGGCCGCCAAGGCAUCCGAGACUGCUGCAGACGAAGCUGAGAAGGACGAGGACGAGGCUGUUAUCGAGGACGUGGAUGAAGAGCAACAGAAACCACUCGUCGAUGAUACCCCCACUCCCAUGAAGAACGUUACGACUGAGGAAUGGACCCAUAUCAAUUCCCAACCACCUCUCUGGACUAGGGACCCCAAGAACAUCACUGACUGGGAGUACACCUUGUUCUACACCGGCUUCUUUAAGGAUUUCGGCAAGCCCCUCGCCUGGACUCAUUUUUCUGGCGACUCUAGCGACGGCGUACCCUUCAAGGCCAUCAUUUUCAUCCCGGAGAGACUCCCCGAUGAAUAUUGGCAAAAACCAUUGGAAUGGAAGCAACAGGAUGUUAAGCUCCUUGUGAAGCGAACAUUCAUCACCUCAGACCUCGGUGAAAAUUCUCUUCCUAAGUGGGCUAACUGGGUCAAGGUCGUCAUUGACGCCGAGGAUCUUCCUCUCAACGUGUCUCGUGAAACUUUGCAAUCGAACCGCUUCCUAAAACAGAUGCGCACUACCAUUCUUAAGCGUCUGAUUCAGCUCUUUGCCAAACUCGAGAAGGAAGAGCCUCGCAAGUGGGAGAAAUUCCAGAAGACCUAUGGUUCCGUCAUUAAGCUGGGAGCCGUUGAAGACGCGAAGCACCGGGACAAGUUGGCAGCUCUCACUCGAUUCACCACCAACCAACGGAAUGACACAUCGUACGACCAGUACGUUGCCAAUAUGAGGAAGGGUCAAGAUCAGAUCUUCUAUCUCGCGGAGAUGGGCAAAACCCCUGAGGAACUUGCUGAGAGCAUCUUCGCGGAGAAGCUCAUUGCCCGUGGAUACGAGGUUUUGCUCCUCACUGAACCUCUGGACGAAAUUCUUUUCGGAACGCUUCGUCAAUGGAAGGGACAUCUAUUCCAGGACGCAGCAAAGGCUGGUCUCAAGUUCGGAGACGAAGAUCCGGAAGAAGAAGCCAAACGCGAGGCUGAGCUCAAAGAGAAGUUCCAGCCAUUGAUUGAUUGGUUGAAGCUUGAGGCCACGGAUAUCGUCAAGGAUGUCGUCCUCUCGAACCGAUUGGUCACAAGCCCAUGCGCGAUCGUUGCGGAGAACUAUGGCUACACAGCCAACGUUCAAAAGAUGAUGAGCUCUUCGAACCACAAACGGGGUGAUAUUCUCCACGAAUUUGCCAUGAAGGCCAAGUUGCUCGAGAUAAACCCACAUUCCCCCUUGGUCGAAGGUCUACUCCGCCGCGUCAAUGACUUGCCUACUGAUGAGGACGAGAGGGACGAAGAAGCCGAGACUGAGCUCAAGGAAAUCGCGUCAAUCCUCAUUGAUGGUGCUCUUGUCCGCUCGGGCUUCGAGGUCGUGAACAAGAACACAUUCUUUAACCGAGUUGACCGGGUGUUGCGUCGGUCGUUGGGCGUUUCCGAGGCUGCCAGCCCUGACGUUGUUGUCGAACCAGCCCCUCCCGUUGCCACCGAUGUUCCCGAAGAAGCGAAGGUGGAGGAGGAAGAUGACAAGCCUCGGGUCAUUCUGCCUGACCAUCUCAAGGACAAGGUGUCCAUUGAGAUGGAGGAAAUUGACGAUGAUGACCCCAUACACGACGAGCUCUAG
Molecule: messenger RNA, 2307 nt
Organism: Coprinopsis cinerea okayama7#130
Lineage: Eukaryota; Fungi; Basidiomycota; Agaricomycetes; Agaricales; Psathyrellaceae
Product: cation-transporting ATPase
Exons: 14
Coding region: 1-2307 (768 amino acids)
Biological process (GO): protein folding
Molecular function (GO): ATP-dependent protein folding chaperone; ATP hydrolysis activity; ATP binding
Source: RefSeq, a predicted model, not a curated record